AUGGCGUGCAGAAUUGUAUCCUCAGCCGUCGUGUUGCCCGACGCGACCCCUUCGUCACCACGCCGCUCGCCUGCCCGGUCGCAAACUCCAGAAGAAGCACGCGCCGGAACAAAACGUCGUCAAUCGUCUGCCAAUCAUGAUUCUCCCAAGCGACAGCGCCUGUCGCCCUCGCCCGAUAGAUCCAGAAAAGAGGAUCAAGCCCCACACGCUCGCGAAAGACGCCCCGUCAAACCAAUCGAUGAGAAGAAGCGCUCUCAGAGGCUGUUUGGAGAUUUACUAGGAGGACUGGGCCAGACGAGACCUGCCAACUCGCAAGCAGCCAAGCGACGCGCUGAACAAGAAGAACGUCGCCGUCAGAAAGAGCAAGAGCUCAGUGAGCGACAAACCGAACGACUCGAGCUUCUCAAUCUUGCCAGAGGAAAAGAACAACGGAGGAUCGAUGAAGCCAGCAUGCGCAUCAAGCAUGAGAACUUAAAGGCCAUGUCCCAUUUCUUGACUACUUCGACCGAGCCCAAACUAUAUUUCAAACCGUGGGAACUGCUACCAGAACAAGAGGAUCAGAUCAAUCGCCAACGAGAAGACGUCGACGUCCAGAUAGACCAGGAGCUUGACGACUUUGACCAGGUCCGCCAACGCUGGCAGAACGAGGACACGAACGAAGAUGCCGAUCACCAAGAAAGCACCUCUACACAUGUUCAGAACGCACCCAAUGGCACGAACCACACAGCGGAGCCAGCGAAAGAGUUAAUAACAACUCAAGAUCAAGUCGCAAUUGCAGAUCCGGAGACGGAACCGGAGCCUGUGGGCGCACCCGCAACCAAGUCAAUUGUAGAGAAGGAAGCUCGAGAACAAGCGGCAGAUGAUGCUGAUCGACAUAGGAAAGAAAGUAUAGAUGACACGGGCGAUAUCGUAGUCGAGGCCGAUGAGGACACCGUCAUCUACUAA
Messenger RNA from Aureobasidium vineae, 945 nucleotides. NCBI's taxonomy places the organism in Eukaryota, Fungi, Ascomycota, Dothideomycetes, Dothideales, Saccotheciaceae. The record is from the annotation of a GenBank genome assembly.